This is a messenger RNA of Myotis lucifugus (little brown bat), 4683 nucleotides long. It is a transcript of the gene NPC1L1, whose product is annotated as NPC1 like intracellular cholesterol transporter 1. Lineage: Eukaryota; Metazoa; Chordata; Mammalia; Chiroptera; Vespertilionidae. Gene Ontology annotation, cellular component: membrane. The record is from RefSeq and is a predicted model, not a curated record.
GGGGGUGACAGGAGACCCUGUACCUCCGUCCCCUCGCUCCCCGAGAGAGAGGGCCAAGCUGGGCGGGGCGGGCAGUGGAUCAUUAACCCGGGAGCCCUGGCGGGUGCCGGGCGGCCCUAUUGGUUCCCCACCAUCAGGCCAGGCUGUCCCUGGCAGGAGGCUGCCCUGCUGGUGCCCCCUGGACCCAGCCCUUCGCUGAGCCCGACUGUCCGUGGCCUCAGUUCCCUCUCGCCCCUCCUGGCGCCGGGAUGGCAGAGGCCCGCCCGCGGGGCUGGCUGCUCUGGGUGCUGCUCCUGCAGGCGGCCCAGGCCCAGCCGUACACGCCCAUCCACCAGCCCGGCUACUGCGCCUUCUACGACGAGUGCGGAAAGAACCCCGAGCUGUCGGGGAGCCUGGCGGGCCUGGCCGACGUGUCCUGCCUGAACAACACGCGUGCCCCCCGCCUCACGGGCGACCACCUGGCCCUGCUGCAGCGCAUCUGCCCCCGCCUCUACGCCGGCCCCGACGCCACCUUCGCCUGCUGCUCCCGGAAGCAGCUGCUGUCGCUGGAGAAAAGCCUGGCCAUCACCAAGGCGCUGCUGACCCGCUGCCCCGCCUGCGCGGACAACUUCGUGAGCCUGCACUGUCACAACACCUGCAGCCCCGACCAGAGCGCCUUCAUCAACGUGACGCGGGUGGUCGUGCGGGGGGCCGGCAAGCCCCCAGCCGUGGUGGCCUACGAGGCCUUCUACCGGCGCAGCUUCGCCGAGCGGACCUACGACUCUUGCAGCCGGGUGCGCAUCCCCGCGGCCGCCACGCUGGCCGUGGGCGCCAUGUGCGGGGUCUACGGCUCCGCCCUCUGCAACGCCCAGCGCUGGCUCAACUACCAGGGCGACACGAGCAACGGCCUGGCCCCGCUGGACAUCACCUUCCACCUGUGGGAGCCCGACCAGGCCGCAGGGAGCCCCAUGCAGCCCCUGGACGCGGAGCUCACCCCCUGCAACCAGUCCCAGGGCGGGGCGGCCGCCUGCUCCUGCCAGGACUGCGCGGCGUCCUGCCCGGCCAUCGCCCGGCCCGAGGCCCUGGACGCCACGUUCCGCCUGGGCCGCCUGGCGGCGGACUGGCCCUCAUCCACAUCCUCGCCCCCGCUCACCUUCAAGGAUGGCACGGCCCUGGCCCUGAGCUGCAUGGCUGACUAUGGGGCCCCCGUCUUCCCUUUUCUCGCCGUUGGGGGCUACGAAGGGAACGACUACUCCGCGGCCGAGGCCCUGAUCCUGACCUUCUCCCUCAACAACUACCCUCCCGGCGACCCCCGGCUGGCCCAGGCCCGGCUCUGGGAGGGGGCCUUCCUGGAGGAGGUGCGCGCCUUCCAGCGGCAGAUGGCCGGCACGCUCCAGGUCACCUUCAUGGCGGAGCGCUCCCUGGAGGACGAGAUCAGCCGGACCACAGCCGAGGACCUGCCCAUCUUUGCCAUCAGCUACCUGGUCAUCUUCCUGUACAUCUCCCUGGCCCUGGGCAGCUACACCAGCUGGCGCCGCAUGCCGGUGGACGCCAAGGUCACGCUGGGCCUGGGCGGGGUGGCUGUGGUGCUGGGCGCUGUGAUGGCCGCCAUGGGCUUCUUUGCCUACCUGAGCGUCCCUUCCUCCCUGGUGGUCCUGCAAGUGGUGCCUUUCCUGGUGCUGGCCGUGGGGGCGGACAACAUCUUCAUCUUCGUCCUGGAGUACCAGAGGCUGCCCCGGAGGCCUGGGGAGCGGCGGGAGGCGCACAUCGGCCGGGCGCUGGGCCGCGUGGGGCCCAGCAUGCUGCUCUGCAGCGUCUCCGAGGCCGUCUGCUUCUUCCUGGGGGCCCUGACCCCCAUGCCCGCCGUGCGGACCUUUGCGCUGACCUCUGGCCUCGCCCUGAUCCUGGACUUCCUGCUGCAGAUGUCCGCCUUCGUGGCCCUGGUGUCCCUCGACAGCAGGAGGCAGGAGGGCUCCCGGCUGGAUGUCUGCUGCUGCCUGCGCGCCCAGGAGCUGCCCGCUCCCAGCAGCGGUGGCUGUGAGAAAGGCCCGAGGACUCCAACUGGCCGUGGAGAGCAAAUCAUCGCACGGCAGCUCGAAAAGAAGGCGAAGGGUCCAAAGCUGGAGAAGUUCAUCGCCGGCUGCGAGAGCUUCUCCUUAACCCAGAAGAUCCAGUACGCCACCGAGUUCCCUGAGCAGUCUUACCUGGCCAUCCCCGCCUCCUCCUGGGUGGACGACUUCAUUGACUGGCUGACACCAUCCUCCUGCUGCCGCCUGUAUUCCUUUGGCCCCAACAAGGACCAGUUCUGCCCCUCGACUGUCAACUCUCUGGGCUGCUUGAAGAACUGUAUGAGUUUCACCCUCGGCCCCGUGCGGCCAUCGGUGGACCAGUUCCACAAGUACCUCCCCUGGUUCCUCAGCGACCCACCCAACAUCAAGUGUCCCAAAGGUGGCCUGGCAGCAUACAGCACCUCCGUGAAGCUGGACCACGACGGCCAGGUUUUGGCCUCGCGCUUCAUGGCCUACCACAAGCCCCUGAAGAACUCGCAGGACUACACGGAGGCUCUGCGGGCAGCGCGGGCACUGGCCGCCAACAUCACCGCCGGCCUGCGGAAGGUGCCGGGCACCGACCCGGCCUUCGAGGUCUUCCCCUACACGAUCACCAACGUGUUCUACGAGCAGUACCUGACGGUGGUGCCCGAGGGGCUCUUCAUGCUCAGCCUCUGCCUGGUGCCCACCUUUGCCGUCUGCUGCCUGCUGCUGGGCAUGGACCUCCGCUCCGGCCUCAUCAACCUCUUCUCCAUCAUCAUGAUCCUGGUGGACACCGUGGGCUUCAUGGCCCUGUGGGGCAUCAGCUACAAUGCCGUGUCCCUCAUCAACCUGGUCACGGCCGUGGGCAUCUCUGUGGAGUUCGUGUCCCACAUCACCCGCUCCUUUGCGGUCAGCACCAAGCCCACCCGGCUGGAGAGGGCCAAGGAGGCCACCAUCUCCAUGGGCAGUGCGGUGUUCGCCGGCGUGGCCAUGACCAACCUGCCCGGCAUCCUCAUCCUGGGCCUGGCGAAGGCCCAGCUCAUCCAGAUCUUCUUCUUCCGCCUCAACCUCCUCAUCACUCUGCUGGGCCUGCUGCACGGCCUGGUCUUCCUGCCGGUCAUCCUGAGCUACCUGGGGCCUGACAUCAACAUGGCUCUGGUGUUGGAGCAGAGGCGGGCAGAGGAGGCGGCUGCGGCCAGGACAGCCUCCUGCAAAAAGCACUCCAUCCCGGUGAGGUGGGCCAACGGCACCUACGUCAACCGCGGCUUCCAGCAUCCUGCCGAAAGCGGGGACAGCUUCGGCGACCCUCCACCCCAGUGGUUGCUGCCAGUCAAGGCUGCCGUGUGUCUUCAAGGCUGUGAGCUCCCGGGGACAGGCCUGGAGCGCUGGCGCGGCUCAACCCAGCCCAAUCUCAGCCUCCGUGGAGAAGCACCAGCCGAGGACGCACCUGCUCAGUGCCGUGCACGGGAGGAAGAAUAUGUCUGCUGAGCACACAUGGAGUUUUGUGUCUCAUGUCCUAUUCUGGUUGCCUCUGGACUUAAGAUAAUUUUUGUAGCCCAGCCGGUGAUGAACCAGAAGGUGGUGGUUUGAUUUCCGGUCAGGGCACAUGCCCGGGUUUCUGGCUCGAUCCCCAGUAGGGGGUGUGCGGGAGGCAGCUGAUCGAUGAUUCUUCCUCAUCAUUGUUGUCUCUAUCUCUCACUCCCUCUCCUGUUCUAAAAUCAAUAAAAAUGUAUUAAAAAGGAGAUAAUUUUUGUAAAUGGCACAGCACACGUGUGGGAGGGUGACUUGGGGAGAUUUCAGUUUGUUUUCCCUUCCCCCUUCCAGAAGGCAGCCCUUUCAGGAGCGGGGAGCAACUUCUCCCAACCGGGAGGCAUGGAGGCCCUGGCCAGCGCAGGGACCCACAGCUGCUCGCUUUCUGUGAAAGCCUGAGAGGGAGGCAAUACCCAGAGAAGCAAGUGCAUUGGGGCAAGGAGGCACCCACUGCUGGCGGGCAACCGGAGUGUUCCUUGUUAUUAUUAAUCGUUAUUAUUAUUUACUACUCCUCACCCAAGGAUAUGUAUCCAUUGAUUUGAGAGAGAGAAACAUCAGUCAGUUGCCUCUCAGAUGAGCCUCGAUCAGGGAUUCAACCUGAAACCUGGGUACGUUCCCGACUGGGAAUCAAACCGUGACCUCCUGGUUCCUAGGUCGACACCCAACCACAGGGCCAUGCUGGCAGGGCCAGACUUUGAUGACCUGACAAUUGGGAGGACUCGUCAGGUGUGUUGUAGAAUCCCUUUAAAUGGGGUUUACUUGCUGUUUCUCUCCUGAUUAAACCGGGGUGAUGGGUUUGGGGGAGGAAGACCGCAAAGGUGGGGUGACCUUCUCAGCACACCGUAUCGGGGCAGUACUGUCGCCACGGCUGAUCGCUGUGGUGUGAUGUUGGUCACCUGGCUGAGGUUGUGUCUAUCAGGCGUCUCCUCCCUACAGGUGCUCCUUCCCCCCUUUCCCGGCUGUGUUCCUGGGUGGGGAGGUCCCUGUGCACUACCCACACUUAGGGAUGGGAGGCACGUUCCGGCUCCUGGAGGGCAGGGCUCAGCAUUCUGAGGACACUGGGUAUACAUGUAUCAGCAUGGACCCACAUACAGUCAAGUGGUACUUCGGUUAUAGAAUAAAACUACCUUAUUUGUCUUGUUCA